Hypoxylon trugodes is the source of this 2488-nucleotide messenger RNA. RefSeq names its product Gpi1-domain-containing protein. The transcript has 4 exons. The record is from RefSeq and is a predicted model, not a curated record. Gene Ontology annotation, cellular component: endoplasmic reticulum; membrane. Lineage: Eukaryota; Fungi; Ascomycota; Sordariomycetes; Xylariales; Hypoxylaceae. Gene Ontology annotation, biological process: GPI anchor biosynthetic process. Bases 253 to 2406 code for a protein of 717 amino acids.
GUUUAGGUCCGCGCCGCCCAGGGAUUUGGACUGUUAACGAUCGUCUUCAUAUUAAUAUUUAUACCCGUACAACACAUUGCUCGAGUAGAGGCCGAUCUGGUAUUACAAGAAACCCCUUUUGACUAAGACAAUCCCCACUAACAUACGACCCAUAGCAUCCGCGAUCGCCUAGCCUUGGGAUUUCCGCUCGCGAACAACUCCGGCGUAGAGGCUCCUUCUAACUGGAGGUGCUCUAACGCUGGCCUUCUGGUCAUGCCAGAGCAUGAUGGGUUAAUGAGGGUAUUUUGGCCGAUCGACAUCUCCCCGUCCGAUGUUCCCGGUGUUAUUGUCGGUUGGAGGAAUUCGAAUCUCGAUGUUGUCGUUGUAGCUAUAUUGGAUCAUGUCGAUCCGCGGAGUGCCGAAAAUGCUUUAAAGACGGGUAUUCUUUUAAGGAGUGCGCCACAUCCCGUACCUCGAAUUUUUGAGAUUUGCGGGCAAUCUUCUAUGCAUGUCCUUGGUACUACGAAUCGCGAAUCCGAUUUCGAACCAGAUCCAUCGUGGGUACGAGCUUCCGUCGGUCCAUACCAGCGAGUACCCAAAGUUACUUGUCCGAAAGCGUCGAGUAUUCAGAUUAUUUUAUUCGAGAGGCCAAUUCCGCUUCAUAUGCAAUACAUAUCUCUCAAUCCGAUUGCGCUCUCUCUCGCAGAUAAGGACGAUCGAGCAUUAUACCAUGCGUCCGACAGCUCUGAGGCGGAAGAUGAAAAGCAGGAGAGGAAAAACAAGGCUAAAAAGCGGCUCUUGAUGGAUAAAUUGAGACAACAUUCAGUUGUACAGCAUGCUCCGUCUCAAAAGGAUAAGGCCCUGGCCAGAGUUGUCAAUCAAAUUAAUUGGGCUUGGGAAUUGGAACACUUAUUACAGAAAAAUGUGUCGCUCAUCGGUACUCGACCCAAGCGCACUCUCAGUGUCUCCGAACGGGUUGUGGAACAUGCUGCAAAUAUGAGAGAUUAUGUGAUAUUAUGGAUAUGGGACAUGAUCAUUCUCUAUGCAUUUCCCGUCAUUCGCCGAGCAUUCGUGCUUUUUCUUAUCGGUCAUCGGUUGGCUGCUGAAGCAUUACUACUCAUAUUAGAGUGGAGAGCACGCCCGAAUUCACCUGCGCUCAAGGACGUAUCUGCGACUGCUCAACAGGUAGAAAUACGUCUACAGCAAUUCUGUUAUUGGCCCAUGCAAUAUGUCAAAUUGCGCCUACGAAAAAAUGAUUGGGAUAGUGUCACGACUAGCCAUCCAGACUAUAUACGUUUUUACAAUAGUCUAUGGCUCGUAGCUAAUGACGUAAUCAUCGGAAUUGCUCUGGGUUCAUAUAUAAUCGACAAUGCCGAAUGGGUGGCAGACACAAUCAGCAUGCUGCUGGGGACAUACACUAUCAAUGCGUUACAGAGCAGCAUAUCUUGGCUUAUGGGCUGGCCUGCUGGUUUGAAACUGAAUAGUGAAUUGGCGUUGUUCUUGGGCGACCUAUUUCUCUGGGUUAUUGAUUAUUGGUCUAGCUGUAUCGACACCCUGCAACCUCUACUACCACAUAUUGUUUGGUUUAUUGGAUUUUCCAGCUUUGCUGGUGCUAGUAUGCCCAUCGCCCUCUUUUCCGACCUACUCUCAGUCCUCACGAUCCACAUUUACUCAUUUUACUUGGCCUCGGCGCGGAUAUUUCAUUGGCAGCUCACAAUUCUGCUUUCCCUCUUCCAAUUAUUCCAGGGCAAGAAAUAUAACGUUCUACGAAAUCGUGUCGAUGCUUGCGAUUAUGACCUUGACCAACUCCUCGUCGGCACCAUCCUUUUCACGCUCCUAUUCUUCCUACUCCCGACCGUUGUCGUGUUCUAUCUCAAUUUUGCGCUUGCACGUAUGGUCAUCAUAUCAUUCAAAGCCAUUUUCGAUACGCUACUUUCCUGUUUAAACCAUUUUCCAUUAUUCGCCUUGAUGCUUAGAGGAAAAGACCCUAGGCGUCUUCCGGGCGGCAUUCGUUUUGAACUUCGUGAUACCCCAGAUAGACUUAGUAUUAAUUCCCAAUCACCCCUACUCUCACCUUCACAACCUACUUCGAUCAUAUAUCUCAAGCCAAUACCCCUCACAUUUGCCGCCAUGUUUCACCAAUACUUCCAGAUGGGUAGACGUAUUCGCAAACAUUACCUCUCACCCCGAGUACUAUUCUGCCUCGUAACCGGCCGUUUCGUCCCACCAAUUCACCGUAAAGCCCUAUAUUCUUUACAAUAUAGUAUGCUUCCCGCGCGCCGAGCUGGGAUUAUGGAAAUGUGGCAAGCACUAAACUCACUACCCACCAAGAAACGGCCUGUAAAUGUGUAUCCAUACGCAUUCCCAUCACCCCCGACACUUAAUGGUGGGAGACGGCAUAUGAACGGGCGGGCAGGCAGGGGAUAGAUUUAAUACCCAGGAGCAGAGGAACGCGAUUGAUGAACGAGGCGUUGGGUGUAUAUAGUGAAUAUAGAUGGCAGGCAGACCA